AUGGCUAACACAUCUCUCAAUUCGUCGCAGAUCGCACAAGCUAUCUACCAGCAAGUCACCCCGACUCUCUUCCAACGAAAUGCUGUCUACUUGACCAGCAUCUUCGCCGGCGCCUUCGCCUUUGAGGUUGCCUUUGAUACCGCCUCCAACAAGAUCUGGGACACCAUGAACCGAGGCCGCCAAUGGAAAGAUAUCCGCCACCAGUACAUCCAAAAGGCCGAGGAGGACGAGGAUGAGGAAUAG
This is a messenger RNA of Talaromyces amestolkiae, 243 nucleotides long. RefSeq lists its product as uncharacterized. Lineage: Eukaryota; Fungi; Ascomycota; Eurotiomycetes; Eurotiales; Trichocomaceae. The transcript has 4 exons. Bases 1 to 243 code for a protein of 80 amino acids. Gene Ontology annotation, biological process: mitochondrial electron transport, ubiquinol to cytochrome c. The record is from RefSeq and is a predicted model, not a curated record.